Molecule: messenger RNA, 1744 nt
Organism: Salmo salar (Atlantic salmon)
Lineage: Eukaryota; Metazoa; Chordata; Actinopteri; Salmoniformes; Salmonidae
Source: RefSeq, a predicted model, not a curated record
CAACCACAGAACUGACACUUACUAGCAGUUCCCACUCACUACCAGUCAGUUGACUCACUGUACAAGACCUCUCCCCUUCAGUCUACUGCAGGGUGGGAGAUGCAACAAUGGCCUUGAGAACAGCAGGAAGUGUGUUGGUGGUCUUUCUCUGGUCUGUAGCAGUGGUACUGGGUCAGUAUGGCUGGAGUGUUACAUACACCACUCAGAGUAUCUGUGUCUUGAAGGGGUCAACAGUGAAGCUGUCCUGCUCUAUCAGAUAUCCCAGUGGUACAGUCACAUCAACCGUCUGGUUCACUAAAUGGGGGACUGGUGUAGAACCUGAAGAUCUAGGUCAGAACCCAGAGUAUGCAGGUCGUCUGGAGUAUCAUGGGGAUAAGAAGAAUGGUCACAACCUGAGAAUCACAGACCUGAGAGAGAAAGACUCAGCUACGUACAAGUUCAGAUUUAUAACAGAUCAGACUGGAGGGAAAUAUACUGGUGAUCCUGGAGUCACUCUGUCUGUCACAGCUCUGCAGGUGAAGGUGACUCCACCACGGUCGGCAACGUCGAAGACACUGACCUGUAUCACCACCUGUACUCUGACUGGUAACCCCACCUACAUCUGGUACAAGAACGGACAACAUCUAGAUGAGAGCACCUCCCCCCAGUACAAAGACCCAGUCUUCAGUAACUAUGUAGACAGCUACUCCUGUGCUGUAAAAGGCCAUGAGGAUCUCCACUCUCCUGCAGUGUGUGUUCAGGGUCAGAGCUGCAGCAGAGUAACUUACACCAAGAGGAGAAUCUGUGUCUUGAAGGGGUCAACAGUGGACAUAUCCUGUACUUAUGUUGGUUAUUAUUCCACCACAUCAACAUUCUGGUUUAGAAGUGAUAAGUCGACCCCUGAAGACCUAACCAGAGACCCAGGGUAUACAGGUCGUGUGAAGUACACUGGAACAUACAGAGGUCCCUUCAUCCUGAGAAUCACAGACCUGAGAGAGGAGGACUCAGCUGAGUAUCGCUUCACUUUUAAAACAUACAACGUUGAAUGGGGUCAUAGUUUCCCAGGAACAACUCUGUCUGUCACAGGUCUGCAAGUGAAGGUGACUCCUGCUGCAGAGGGACAGAAGACACUGACCUGUAUCACUACCUGUACUCUGACUGACAACCCCACUUACAUCUGGUACAAGAAUGGACAGAAUGUACAAGAUAACUCCUCUCCCAUUUUCUCCAUCAGCAGUGAGGAUGCAGACAGCUACUACUGUGCUGUAAAAGGCCACGAUGGUCUCAGCUCUCCUGCAGUGUAUAAACCAAAGAACACCUCAGUGUCAGUCAGUCCCUCUGGUGAAAUAGUGGAGGACAGUUCAGUGACUCUGACCUGCAGCAGUGAUGCCAACCCACCUGUGGACAAAUACACCUGGUACUUUCAAAAUAAGACUUUUCUAAAUGGAUUUGGACAGAUGUACAACAUAAGUUAGUUCAAGUCUAAGGACAAUGGACAUUACCACUGUGAGGCCUGGAAUGGAAGAGGAUCUAGGAACUCUACAGCUCUGAUGAUCAUUUUACCAGAGAAACAGACCUCAGUUCUGACUGCUGCUGUAGGAAUCAUAGUGGUUGUUCUGGUUCUCAUCCUCUGUCUCUCUGGACUCAUGUGGUUCAGGAGAUCCACAGGAGGAAGUGAUGCCACAGCAGACACACAGAGUGUCCGUCCUGACUGUAACAGUGACAUGUACACAGGUCUGAACAUGAGGACCAUGUCCCCUGACUA